AUGUCCUCUGGGGUGCCCAUUGGUCUUUCCAAUGUGGGUUUCGUUCCUCUAUAUGGAGACAACAUGAGACAGAAAGUCCUCGCCCUAUUCUCCCAACAGGACCAGUUUACAGCGGUGGGGCUGUACCUGUUGGAUCAAUGGUGGUCACUGGAGAAUAUCUUAAAAACAGCAGACUCUGCCAAAGAUGGAGCUGUGGCGGUGGAGACCAUAGGGGAGCGGGUAGUUCUGUACGUUUUGAACCGUGUGGUGUACAGAGCCAAGGAGAUUAGUUCAGGCGAACUACCUUUCCUCUGCCACGGAGAGAACGACUACGCCAAGAUCCUUUGGAAAGAUGGACAGGCUGUCGGCUUCUACUCAGUCAAACCUUCAGGCAGCUUGUGCAGUUCCUUCUUAACCCAAUGUUAUCACAUUCCUGUCAUGGAUUCCAUAUUCGUCAGGAAGUGUCACCGUGGCAACGGUCUGGGUCUUCAGAUGCUGGAGAACUUUGUUGACAGUUUCAAAGAGGAAUACCUUGGGUUGAGAUACCCCCUUUCAAAAGCUAUGUACAAAGUGUGUGGGAAGUAUCUGAGCCUGUACCCAGCCCACAGAGACCUACUGUGGGAAGUGGAGAGUGUUGGAGGACCCAGCCAGAGGACCAACAUAGCCAACAAGAUCCAGGCCAUGGCCAUGAGCACCUCAUCCAAGAACCUGUCUUUUACGGAGCACUCUGUAGUGAACCGUGACGUGGUUGAAAACGAGGUGGUUAUGGAGGAAGUGACUUCACACUUACAGGAACAGGAAGCCAUGGAGUACACCGUUGAAAUUGUGGAGGAAGUUACACUGGUCAGGGUGACAAAAGGCAAAGAAUGA
Messenger RNA from Salvelinus namaycush (lake trout), 849 nucleotides. RefSeq names its product family with sequence similarity 169 member Aa (gene fam169aa). The coding region runs from base 1 to 849 and encodes 282 amino acids. The record is from RefSeq and is a predicted model, not a curated record. Gene Ontology annotation, molecular function: acyltransferase activity, transferring groups other than amino-acyl groups. Lineage: Eukaryota; Metazoa; Chordata; Actinopteri; Salmoniformes; Salmonidae. The transcript is spliced from 9 exons.